AUGUUUAGUCAAACUAUGAGGACUUAUCAAGUUAAACAAACAAUAACAUAUUUGAUUGAAAUACAUUUAAAUCUAGCAGUUAAAUACAGUCGAGUAUGUUAUUUUACAAAUUGGGGUGUUCAUCGAACAAUGAAAGAAGCUCGUCUUCGUCCAGAAGAUAUUCCACCUGAUUUAUGUACACAUAUUUUUUAUGCAUUUGCUAGUAUUGCAGGUUUAACAUUAAAAGCAAAACAUCCGAAUGAUUUGGGUGCUUAUCAAGGCGAAGAACCACUUUAUCCUCGAAUAGUGAAAUUAAAAGAGAAAAAUCCUGAUUUAAAAAUUAUUAUUUCAUGUGGAGGAUGGGGAUAUUCAGGUGAAUUUGAUUCAAUUGCUACAUCAGAAUCAUCACGAGAAACAUUUAGUAAAAAUGCAAUAGAAUUUUGUCGUCAACAUGGGUUUGAUGGAAUUGAUUUAGAUUGGGAAUUUCCAUCGACUAAUCAUCGUGAAAAUUUUGGAUUAUUAGUUAAAACAAUGCAUAAAGCGUUCAAAAAAGAAGCAAAAAAAUCGAAAAAAGAUCGAUUAUUAAUUGGUUUAGCUGUAGCUGCUGGAAAACUUCUAAUUAAACAAGGUUAUGAUGUACCUGUUCUUUGCCAUUAUGUUGAUAUGGUAAAUGUUAUGACUUAUGAUUUGUAUGGUGGAUGGACUAAUAAAAUUGGACAUCAUAGUGCAUUAUUCCAUCGACGUGGUGAAAAAGGAAUGGAAAGAGAAUUAAAUACGAAUACUUCAAUGUAUCAUUGGAUAAAAGCAGGUUGUCCACGUGAUCGUUUACUUAUUGGUAUACCUGGUUAUGGUCGAGCUUUUACUGCUACUGGAAAUGAUCCAAUAAAAGCAUAUGGUCAACCUGGUGGAGUUAGUUCAAUUUCAUCACCAUAUUUAGGCGAAAGUGGUUUAUUAGCUUUUUAUGAAAUAUGUAAAAAUGAAUUAAAAGAAGGUUAUAAACGUUAUUGGCAUGAGCAACAUCAAAUAUCGAUUAGUUAUAAAGAUGGAACAUGGAUUGGAUAUGAUGAUCCAGAAAGUGUACGAAAUAAAUGUGAAUAUGUAAAACAAGAAGGUUUUGGUGGUGCUAUGAUAUGGGCAUUAGAUAUGGAUGAUUUUAGUGGAAAAUUUUGUCGAAAAAAUCGAAAAAAACGAUUACAACGUUUUCCAUUAGUUAAUGCAAUGAAAGAAGUUUUUGAAAAUAAUGAAAUAACAACACAAAUAACAACUUUAUCUAUUCAAACAACAACAUUAUCGAAUGAAACGAUUUUUUUAAAUGAUGAAUUUAAAAAUCUUUUAGAUCAAAUGUUUGAUGAAGCUU
This is a messenger RNA of Adineta steineri, 1336 nucleotides long. The record is from the annotation of a GenBank genome assembly. NCBI's taxonomy places the organism in Eukaryota, Metazoa, Rotifera, Eurotatoria, Adinetida, Adinetidae.